AUGGAUGCACUCGAACCUGCUACCAAUGAUGUUACUGAUGGCAGGAAACCAACAGUCCCUUUGACGAUACCUCAAUGGAAAGCUGCGCAAAUUGCCGGCGAUGGUCUUGAGAGACUCUGUUCGCUCGUCGAAACUGAAAAGGCAAACAAUUCGAAAACACAUGCUUGGAUCUCGUUAGCUUCUCCCGAACAACUCAAAGCUCAAUGGACAAAAUUUGAAGCCCUUAGUCCUGACCCUACCUCCCUUCCACUGUACGGCGUUCCCUUCGCUGCGAAAGACAACAUCGACGUUGAGGGUUUCAUCACAACCGCUGGGUGUCCAACUUUUAGUUCUGUCCCGGCCGCCUCAGACGCCACGCUCAUCGCCAAACUCAAAACUGCUGGGGCAAUCCUCAUUGGUAAAACGAAUCUCGACCAGUUCGCCACGGGUCUUGUCGGUACGAGGUCGCCAUAUGGUGCUGUACCGAACUCAUUCGAUCCUACCCGUGUCAGCGGUGGCUCCAGCUCUGGAAGUGCCUCUGUUGUCGCUCGUGGUAUCGUGCCUUUCUCUUUGGGCACAGACACUGCUGGUUCUGGUAGGAUCCCGGCAGGACUCAACAAUAUCGUAGGGUUGAAGCCCACGCGUGGUGCUUUGAGCAAUCAUGGACUCGUACCUGCAUGCAGGACUCUUGAUUGCAUCUCGAUCUUCAGUCUUACGAUUGCCGAUGCAGAGACAGUUCUCAGUAUGGCCGAGGGGCAUGAUGUCGAGGACGCCUAUUCUCGAGCUCGACCUGAACCUGACACUGUUCCUUUCGAUGAGUUCGGCGGCUCUGCUGGUCUGGAAAAGCCCAAGUUGGCUAUUUGUGCCUCGCCAGAUUGGUUCGGUCGCGAUGGCCACCGUCCAGCAUACGAGAAAGCUUUAGCCAAAGCAGAGGGCUUGGGCUGGACCCUUGUUCCAGUGGAUUUCGAUCUUUUGUUCCAACUUGCACGGCUACUGUAUGACGGUCCGUGGGUUGCAGAGAGGUACGAAGCCAUCCGCGACUUCAUCGAGGGGGCCUGCCCGGAGGAGAUGGAUCCUGUUGUACGAGGCAUCAUCAUCAGAGCUCAAUCUCUUUCAGCAGCAGAAGUGUUUGAGGGUGAAUACCUCCGUCAAGAACUUACUCGUCAGAUCGAACGUGCAUUUGCUCAGUUCGAUGGGCUUCUCGUUCCCACAUCUCCGACUUUUCCCACACUUGCUCAGCUAUCUGAGAGUCCCGUGGUGGAGAACUCAAUUCUCGGCACUUAUACUAACUUUGUCAACUUUCUCGACUGGUCGGCGCUUUCUAUCCCUGCAGGCUUUAGGCCGGAUGGGCUUCCCUUUGGGGUGACUCUUAUAUCGAAUCGUUGGCAAGAGCCUCAUCUUCUUUCGUGGGCUCGAGAAUGGUUUGGUGAUGAACAACGAUUGCUGGGUGCGACUGGUUCCAGAGCGCAUGAACCUAGCGUUACAGCAUCUUCAGCAUCUUCCAAGUACAUCCCCAUCGCGGUUGUAGGUGCUCACCUUACAGGAUAUCCUCUGAAUAAAGAUGUUGUAUCUCGCGGCGGCAGACUCGUGAAGGCAGCCAAGACAUCCUCUACCUACCGUCUAUACUCAUUGGACACGACAAAUGGCCCAAAAAAGCCUGGCCUCAAGCGAGUCUCUUCAGGUGAAGGCGGAGAAAUCGAGGUCGAAGUAUGGAAUCUUCCAAAGACCUCUCUCGCGAGCUUCAUGUCCACCAUUCCUCCUCCUCUUGCAAUCGGCACAAUUGAGCUCAGUGACGGGUCUUGGGUAAAGGGAUUCGUAUGCGAGGGGUAUGGCUUCGAUGGCGCUAUCGAUAUCACAGAUCAUGGCGGCUGGAGAGCCUAUCACGACUUUCUCAAGAAACAGGCCAGACCGUUGCCGAAUGGCGCUGGUAAACGUGAUAUUUCGACAGUUCUUGUCGCGAAUCGAGGCGAGAUUGCUGUCCGUAUCAUCGAGACUAUUCAAAAGAUGGGUCUUCGGGCUGUCGCCAUCUACUCCGAAACAGACGCAGAUGCUGCCCAUGUUGGCAAAGCCGACCUUGCUUUGAAACUCAAGGGUGAUUCUGUUUCCGAGACCUACCUGGAUAUUGAGCAGAUCCUAGGCCUUGCUACACAGUCCUCAACCGAUGCUAUUAUUCCAGGAUAUGGCUUUCUGUCUGAGAACGCACAAUUCGCUACCGCUGUUGAAGAAAGGGGCAUGAUUUGGGUUGGACCAACUCCACAGCAAAUGGCUGAACUGGGACUCAAGCAUCGGGCGCGUGCAAUUGCGAUAACAGCCAAUGUACCAACUGUUCCCGGGCAUGAUAACCUCCUCACAUCGCUAGAGGAGGCCCUCGUGGAAGGUGAGAAGAUUGGGUUUCCACUGAUGCUCAAAAGUACCGCUGGUGGCGGCGGUAUCGGUCUUAGUUACUGCAAAGACGUUGAAAGCCUGAAAGCAACAUUCGAGGGCGUUCAAAGGCAAGCUGUCGCGAACUUUGGUAACGGCGGUGUGUUUAUUGAACGGUUUGUCGAACGCGCACGGCACGUUGAGGUCCAGAUCCUCGGUGACGGCACCGGUCGUGUCAUUGCAGCUGGCGAGAGAGACUGUUCCUUGCAGCGGCGCCAUCAGAAGGUCGUGGAAGAAAGUCCUGCCUCUAUGGUUCCUGAGACUGUCUGCAAAGAGAUGCGAGUGGCUGCUCUGAGACUGGCGUCCUCAGUCAAGUAUCGCAAUGUCGGUACAGUUGAGUUCAUUUAUGAUGUCGAGACAAAGGAGUUUUACUUCCUUGAGGUGAACACUCGGUUGCAGGUCGAACAUCCUGUAACUGAGUCAGUAACUGGCCUAGAUCUCGUGGAGUGUAUGCUCAACAUUGCAGGUGGAAAUGCAUCUCAGCUGUUCGAAGCCACACCUCAAGUCUCGGGUGCUUCCAUUGAAGUCCGUGUAUACGCAGAAAGCCCUCUUCAAAACUUCCGACCUUGUUCAGGCCGUAUCACUGCCCUUGAGUUCCCUUCUACUCUCCGAGUCGAUACCUGGAUCAAAUAUGGAACUGAAGUUACCACCUCUUUCGAUCCUCUGCUUGCAAAGAUCAUUGCAUUCGGAACGAACCGUGAGGAAGCUAUCGAGAAGUUAGCCAACGGCCUUGCAGUUACGCGCAUUGAAGGUGUGCAGACCAACCUCGAGUACUUGCGUCAGAUAGUAGCCUCCCCCAUGUUCACAUCUGGCGAGUACACUACAAAGUCGCUGGAUGACUUCCAUAUCGAAUCAUACUCUUUUGAAGUCCUCCAACCGGGAGCCUUGACAACAGUCCAAGACUACCCUGGUCGUACUGGGUACUGGGAUAUCGGUGUCUCUCCGAGUGGGCCAAUGGACUCGUACUCCUUUCGACUUGCAAACCGACUUGUCGACAAUCCAUCUGACGCAGCUGGGCUCGAAUGUACCUUGAAUGGUCCAACCUUGAAGUUCCAUUGCGAUGCUGUUGUUGCCAUCUCAGGGGGUUUAACACCAGUCACUAUCGACGAUGUGCCUGCUCCUCAGAACCAAGCUCUCAUGAUCAAAGCAGGCCAGACCCUGAGUCUCGGGGUCGUCGAGCAUGGUCAUAAGGUCUAUUUUGCCAUUAGGGGAGGUAUUCAGGUUCCUGUCGUGAUGGGCAGUCAAGCAACGUUCGAACUUGGGAAACUCGGGGGCUUCUGCGGCCGCAAACUUCAACGAGGUGAUAUUUUGCCUCUCGAUCCUCGAUCCAAUACUUAUGUCAGUGAAAGUGCCCCGUGUAUUUCACCAAUGCCUAUUCCGCAUCAACCCAAGGCCUCUUGGACCAUUCGAGUAAUUCCCGGUCCUCAUGGCGCCCCGGACUACUUUACCUUCGAGAGUGCAAGGUCGCUCUAUAUGAGCGAUUGGAAGGUCCACCAUAAUAGCAACCGUCUUGGUGUUCGUCUCACAGGUCCUCAACCUGAGUGGUCCCGCCCGAGCGGUGGUGAAGCAGGCUUACACCCAUCCAACAUUCAUGAUGCCCCUUACUCGAUAGGUAGCGUGAGCUUCACCGGGGAUGAAGCAGUCGUUCUUGGCUGUGAUGGUCCGAGUCUUGGUGGGUUUGUAGUGCUGUGUGUCGUCUGUUCGGCAGAUUUGUGGAAGAUGGGCCAGGUCCGGCCUGGAGAUACCAUUCGGUUUGAACCUAUUGAUGUUGAAGCUGCGAUUGAGUUAGAGAAGCAGCUCGAUCAUGCUAUUGAGACCCUCUCACCUCUUCCAGUCCCCGAGAUAAUCUCCACUGACGAAGCGGUUCUGGCGCAAAGGAUCGAAGAUGCCCCUGCUACCAUUGGAACCAUUGACCACGACGGCCAAAGCAUAACAGUCCGACAAGCAGGAGAUCGAGCAUUCCUGUUAAAAUUCGGAGAUACUACUGCCUUCAAUCUUCGAUACAACUUUGGUAUCUAUGCCUUCUGCGAGCAUCAUCAGAAGAAGCCCAUUUCUGGUGUUGAAGAACUCACCCCCGGCGUUUUCAGCCUCCACGUUACCUAUAAUCGUGGUCUAUCCCCAAGCACCAUGAUGUCCCGUUUGAUAGAUCAUGUUGGCUCGUACAAAGUGCCUUCCCGCAUUCCCUCGAGAAGUGUCCGUCUGCCCAUCGCUUUUGACGAUAGUGUCAGCCGCGCAGCUAUCGAGCGGUAUGCAGCUACGAUUCGAAGCGACGCCCCGUGGCUCCCAAGCAACAUCGAGUUCUUGGAAAAGCUGAACGGAAUCGAUGACUUGACUAAGGUAUUGAGUGAUGCAGAAUUCGUGGUUCUUGGUCUCGGCGAUGUGUUCAUGGGUUCGCCAUGUGCAAUUCCUCUAGAUCCUCGCCAUCGCCUCUUCGGAACAAAGUAUAACCCCUCGCGUUCUUUCACACCCCGUGGAGCUGUGGGCAUCGGGGGGCAGUACAUGUGUAUCUAUGCGACAGACUCUCCUGGGGGAUACCAGCUUGUGGGACGAACCAUCGAGAUCUGGGACUCCGACCUCGUUCACGCUGGAAAUGCUGCAGCUUGGUUCUUCCGCCGCUUUGAUCGCAUUUCCUUUUAUCCUGUCAGCGAAGCUGUUCUUGAUCAUACGCCCGCGUCCGAGCUUGUGCAGAUCUGCGAUGAUGGUGUUCUCGACCUUGAACAAUACGAGGCGUGGCUGGAGGAGAACAAAGAAGAUAUUUCUAAACAAGCCUUUCGACAGGCAAAUGCCAUCGCUGAAGCGCCAUUCGUAGGGGAGUUGUGUCGUCCGUAUGAAGUCGAGUCCCAUACGAAUGGCGAUAGCCUUGGUGUCGGCGUGAGCAGUUCGGGUCUUUCUGGUGAGCGGAUCAAAGCAACGAUGCCUGGGCGAUGCUACAAGGUCGUAGUGAAGGAAGGGUCUGACGUUGAGAAAGGUGAUAUUCUGCUUUAUAUUGAAUCGAGCAAGAUGGAGGUGGAGAUUCGUAGCCCUUUGGCUGGGAGGUGUGUCGCCGUGAUGGUGCGAGUGGGCGAUUUGAUUGAUGUAGACGACGAUCUGCUUAUCUUUGGGACGGAGGAUAGUUAG
Fusarium sp. VM40 is the source of this 5517-nucleotide messenger RNA. The record is from the annotation of a GenBank genome assembly. NCBI's taxonomy places the organism in Eukaryota, Fungi, Ascomycota, Sordariomycetes, Hypocreales, Nectriaceae.